CAAUAACUGAUCUCAAACAAACAUUUUGACAAUACAUGAAAACAAUUUAUAAUUCAUUUUUAAUUUUUCAGAUUAUUGAUGUCAUCCUACUCCUCUACUGUACCAGUAGUUGAUGCUAGUUCUUGUGAUGAAAGUGGACAUUCUGACCAGACUCCUCAAGCAUCGAAUAUUGAAAGUCCACCAGUCUCAUCUUCAAACAGUGUAAACACUCCAUCAAAUCUAGCCAGCCUUGUUGCCAAAAUAAAAGAAAUUCCUCAGGCCCCACACAAACAACCCGGCAAGAAGAUCUUAAUUAACAUCUAAGAAGCGUGUGAGACUUGCAUCAAGAUUUCCAUGCAAGACCAGAAGUGGAAUGUCUUGUGCAGUUGAUACAGCCUGGCAUAAAAGGGGAUUUGACAGUCUUACAUCACACACGUUCUUUAUGAGCAAGGCCAAAUAUGGAAAGAAGGUAGUUAAAGCACUAGUGGGUCACCGAACAUGCGGCACAUGCAAGUGGUGGAUGAGGAAUAGACCUGGACUACCAAUCCGAAAGCACAGAUGUGUCCUAAAUCACUUCGGUAGUGCUCGGUUAAUGGAAUGUAAAAGUGGGGUUCAAGGCAUCAAGGAGCUUUCUGAGGGUGGAACUCCUGUUGAUUACCUGGAAGGAGACGGUGAUAAUACUAUGAUUGCUCAUAUCAAAUCAGACUUGAACAUUACCAUGAAAAAACGGUUUGAUAGAAAUCACGUCGUGAAAAAACAUAGGGAAAAGCUUAUAUGCCUUGCAAGGAAAAAAUAUCAGUAGGAGUGUGAUUAUGCACAUUCAGAAAUGUCUCAAAUAUGCAUUCGCCAAAAACCAAGGGAACAAGGAAGGACUGGAGAAAAAUCUCAAAAGCGUUGAUUCCUCAUCAAUUUGGAGAUCACAGUUUAUGUUUUCCCAGAUUCUGUGGCUUCAGACGUACAUCAUCUAAUGAGAAGUUUACUCAUAAAAGUUUACCCUACAAAGCAGCUCUCAAAGAUGAUGAACUACAGUCAAAGCUGAAAAAACUGUUCAAGCCAGUUAUUGCUAAUGCUGAACAAUAUGCUGAUUUAGGCUCCAGUCAACAGUGCGAACAUGCAAAUCGCGAAGUCACAUUGAGGGCACCAAAAUCUUUGCAUUAUGGAAAUUCAGAGUCCCUGGACUUUCGUGUUGCAGCAACAACAGCCUUUAUUAUUCAACAGAAACUGCUUUUUAUUGUUGUUUGUUUUGCAAAAAUGUGAUUCUAUUUUGCUUUUGUUUUCUUUUGAUGCAUGCUUUUUCAUGUUUAUUUUUAAUGUUUUUGAAUUUAUGUUGGUUUUUCCUGUUUUUUGUAUUUGUAGACUUUCAAAGCAGGGUUACAGUUCCAGUGUUGUAAGUUUGUUUUGUAUUUUUCAAUGAAAUACAUGUUACAAAAAUAUUUUUUUAUAAAGUAUUCAUUUAUAUUGUAAAAAGAAAUUAAUAAAAGGCUCCUAAGUAAAAGAUAGUCAGAAACAGAACAACAGCAUACUAUUUUGUUCAGGCUGUGUCAGCAACUCAUCCUUCUAUUUCAGGUCAACAUGGCAGCAGGAAUUUCUCCCGGGACAUUUUCUGUAAAAUAUGCUGCUAAGCAAAUGAAGCGCAGAAAACGUGUACAACUAAAAUCCCAAUUACCCUCAACAAAAAGAAGACGUGUUACCCUGAAGCAGGAACGUGUAAUCGCACAGGGAGCCAAUGAAGUGUUAGAAGGGACCACUUAUGAGUCAGGUAUUGGGCAUACCACUAAUGUAGAUGUUGAGCAGUUACCUGAAGCAGUACCCCGUGGGAAAUUCGCGACUGUAUCAGCUGGCAAAGAAGCUACGGUUAUUACAUUUGACUUGGAGACAACAGACCUAAUACGUGGAGGAAAAAUGCCACAUAUCACACAGAUUGCAGCUUCAGAUAUGGAAACAGGAAAGGGAUUCUCAACCUAUGUACUUCCAAAAGUACCAAUCUCAACUACAGCUCAACAGGUUACUGGUAUCAUAGUUAAUAAUAGUGGUACAAUGACGGUCAAUGGGAAACAAGUUCAGCCUGAAACUGUUCAGUUUGCAGUUGACAAGUUUUGUAAAUGGCUCAGUGGGUUUCCCAAUGUAUUCCUUGUAGCGAAUUAUGGAAGAAGAUUUGAUUUUCCUGUAUUUUCAUCUGCAUUGAUCAACAUCCAGUGUGAAGCACAAUUUUUCAACUGUGUAUCAGGUCUUAUUGAUAGCCUACCUGUCUUCAAGAAGGCCUUUCCUGGACAAUCGUCAUACAAGCAAAAAGAAUUAGCCAAGACCUUUUUGCACUCAUCAUAUGAAGCACACAAUGCCAUAGAAGAUGUAAAGGUCCUUGGUAAGCUAGUAUCUCACACAAAGAUGAAAAUUCAGGAACUUGCUAGGUUCAGUUUCCCACCAUCAGCAGUCCACAAUCUACUUCCCUUCAACAAAGAAAAGGCCAAACAUAUCAAAACACUCCAUUCUCUCUUAGCCCAAGGUGUCAUGAAAAUGUCAAUUGCCGAGAAAAUUGCCGGAUCAGGACUGAAUCUGGGUCACCUGCGCAAAAUUUUUCAGCGUGAUGGAGAAGAUGGUCUUCGCAAUACUUUUACAUGUAAAAACUCUGAGGGACAGCCACGUGUGACAGAUGUAAAGAAAACCCUUGACAAUGUCAUUCCGAAAUUAGUGCUCUUUCUCAACAAGGACUAAACCAAGCAACAGAUGGUUUGUUCUUUCAAAUUUGUCAUC
Haliotis rufescens (red abalone) is the source of this 2730-nucleotide messenger RNA. RefSeq lists its product as uncharacterized. Gene Ontology annotation, cellular component: cytoplasm. NCBI's taxonomy places the organism in Eukaryota, Metazoa, Mollusca, Gastropoda, Lepetellida, Haliotidae. The record is from RefSeq and is a predicted model, not a curated record. Gene Ontology annotation, biological process: DNA catabolic process. Gene Ontology annotation, molecular function: nucleic acid binding; 3'-5'-DNA exonuclease activity. The transcript is spliced from 5 exons. Bases 1552 to 2691 code for a protein of 379 amino acids.